AUGGAGAAGAUGCAGGAAGAAUAUGAAAAUGCUGUUCGAAACAAAAGAUGGGAUAAAAAUCAAGAAUGUUAUGUCAACAAAGAAGGUGAACCUGUUGUUCCCAGAAGUGACAUAAUUCAUGAUGAUGUUCUUCUAGUAAUUCCACGAUCCGGCGAAUAUUAUUCAAAUGUUGCAAAAGACAAGACAUAUGUAAAAAGGCUAGAUAAAAUCAUCAGGAAUGCUUUGACAACAAAUCUGAGGAAGAGGAAUGAAGAAAGAAUGAAGAAGAAUAUUGAGAAUCUGGUUGAUGAUCUGAAGAAGGUUGCUAAGGAGGUCAAGGUAGAAGAAGUGAAGAUUCUUGAAAAAGAUGCUGCUGAAGAAGAACAGAAAAAGGAAGAAGAUGAGAAGGUAGCUGAGCAAGAAAAGCUGGAAGAGAAGGUAGUUGAGAAAGAAAAGGCUGUUAUUGAAGAGCAGCAAGUUGAAGAAGUUACGAAGAAGAUGGAAAGUUCGGUAGAAGUGAGAGUUGAAAGAUCAGCAGAUGUUGUUGGUGAUGCUGGUAAUGGUGAAGAAAAGAAGAGUGAAGCUGAUCAGAAACAGACAGAAGCAAACACCGAGGUGCCAAUCACUGAGGUGCUCAACAAAUCCGAAGAUUGUGAGAAUGGAAGUUGGAGCAGCAUGGCACAACGAGAGGAGGAGGCUGUUGAACCUUGUGUUGGUUGA
This is a messenger RNA of Helianthus annuus (common sunflower), 699 nucleotides long. RefSeq names its product translation initiation factor IF-2-like. NCBI's taxonomy places the organism in Eukaryota, Viridiplantae, Streptophyta, Magnoliopsida, Asterales, Asteraceae. The coding region runs from base 1 to 699 and encodes 232 amino acids. The record is from RefSeq and is a predicted model, not a curated record. The transcript is spliced from 2 exons.